CGAGCCUGAUAUCGAUUAACCAAACACCACGGAGUCACACUACCACUAGUUUUUUUGUUCCUAGCGCUUGUUUAUGUUUGGGGGCAGAUUUCCCUGACUGCGCAACCUCGUUUCGUUUCCAUGGCUUCAACACUUCAGAAACUGCUUCGAAAACCAUCACCUCUACCACCCUUCAGAUUCAUCACUGCCCUCAACCCACCGCAACCCCAAAACCAAAACCAAAACCCCAUCCUCACUCUCACUCGCGACCCUCCCCAACAAUGUAACGCUCAACCCUUCGAUGAUGCCCCCACCGUGAUCUUUCCCAGUUUCCCCUUUGGCUUCUUCCCAAGACCCGUUUCUGAAAGCGGGUUUCGUGGCGGCGAUGAUGCCGGGGUGGAAGAAGAAGACUCUGGAACCCUCUGGGCGGACAGCGUGAAGAAGAAGCGGAAGAAGAAGAUGAACAAGCACAAGUACCAGAAGCUCAGGAAGCGCAUGAGGAGACAGACGUAGAAGGUGAGGGGCCAGAAUUCAUUGAACUGUAAUGCUGUCUUUGUUUCUAUUAGUUUUUUUUUUUUUUUUUUUGUGUUCAAAAGAAGAAUUGAGAAGGAGGGGGACAGGUGUUUAAAGUUUAAAACUUCUAUGGCAAUGGCAAUUAGUUGGAGGCCAAUUGUUUUGGAUUUCUUUUUUGUUGACUCUUGGUUAAUCUAAAUGUUGUUAUUGCACUUUAAUUUGAUACUUCUUAGUCUAGAACAAAUAAUACAUACAUUGACAUGACAAUUCAAAUCCAACUUCAAGUCGACAUGUA
Molecule: messenger RNA, 787 nt
Organism: Glycine soja
Lineage: Eukaryota; Viridiplantae; Streptophyta; Magnoliopsida; Fabales; Fabaceae
Exons: 1
Coding region: 121-492 (123 amino acids)
Biological process (GO): mRNA processing
Source: RefSeq, a predicted model, not a curated record